GACGUGCAAGAGCCAUCAACUUCCUCCACCUUCCUUUUCCUGUGAUUAUUCAACAACCUGCCCGCAUUAUUUGCGAUUUAAAAAGGUUCUACGGCCUUGUGUGAAGAAAAUACACGAUGGCAGUGAGGCUAUUAUCUAAACUAAAGCUUAUCCCAGAAUUGGGAGGUGCCGCGUAUUCGAGCUCGGCCGCAGCACCUGCUACUGUGUCGGACUUCGAUAUCCAGCACAAAACACCAGUUAUUAGGAAACAGUCCCACAUUCCGAAGGCUCACUAUGGAGGAAGACACGCUGUUACGAUGCUUCCAGGCGGCGGUAUCGGUCCGGAGUGCAUGGGUUACGUCAGAGACAUAUUCAAAUACAUUGGAGCCCCAGUAGACUUUGAAGUUGUGGAUAUCGACCCUAAUGUGGACAAUGAUGAGGAUGUGCAGUAUGCCAUCACCACCAUCAAGAGGAAUGGUGUUGGACUUAAGGGCAACAUCGAAACCAAGAGCGAAGCUGCGUACGUUACCUCACGUAACGUAGCCCUGCGUAACGAACUAGACAUGUACGCUUACGUGAUGCACUGCAAGUCAUACCCCGGACUCACCACGAGGCACAAGGACAUUGAUGUCGCUAUUAUCAGACAGAACACAGAAGGUGAAUACGCCAUGUUGGAACACGAAUCAGUGGCUGGCGUCAUCGAGUCCAUGAAGGUGGUGACCGCCAGCAACUCCGAGAGGGUGGCCAGGUUCGCAUUCGAGUAUGCCAAGAAGAACGGACGUAAGAAGGUGACUACGGUCCACAAAGCCAACAUCAUGAAGAUCUCCGAUGGCCUGUUCUUAGAGACAUCCCGCCGUCUUGCAAAAGAGUAUCCGGAGCUGGAGCACAAUGACAUGAUCAUUGAUAACUGCUGCAUGCAGCUUGUAGCCAAGCCUCAUCAAUUCGACGUGAUGCUGAUGACCAACCUGUACGGCUCCAUCGUGUCCAACGUGGUGUGCGGGCUGCUGGGCGGCGCCGGGCUGUUGUCUGGAAGAAACUACGGCGAACACUACGCGGUGUUCGAACCUGGCACUAGAAACACAGGCACAGCGAUCGCCGGCAAGAACAUAGCCAACCCCAUCGCCAUGAUCAACGCCUCCGUCGACAUGCUGGAGCACCUCGGGCACCACUUCCACGCGGAGCUGAUCCGCGGCGCCGUCACCAAGACCAUCAACGUGGACCGCAUCUUCACCCCCGACGUGGGGGGGACCGCCUCCAGCACGGACGUGGUCAAGGCCAUUAUGGGUAAUAUUGGACAGGGGCUCGGACAUUUUUAGAUACUGGUUGUUGGUAGGGCCAUAGAAAAAAAUAUUACAUUGUGCAGGCGCGUAAGUUAAAUAUUGCAAACGAGAGUAAGUUAAAUCGCAACGGCUUGCCGGAGCGAUUUAUAGACUCGAGCUUGCAAUAUUAUUACGCCCCGAGUUUGUUUUUACACAACACUUUGUUUGUUUUGACAAUGUUUUUCUUCACACUUGCGAUACAAAAAUGAAGUAUAAAGACAAAAAACUGUUAAUUAUGGUACUAUAAACUUCAUUACUCCCAAGGGAAAACGCUUUUUCCAUUACUCCCGCUAUGCCUGCGUGCAAUUCCACAUUUACUGAGCGAGUGUGAUGAAAAAUACAUAGAAUGCUCACUCCAUACAUCAGUCUUGGUACCAAAACGACUAUUAUUUUCGUAGUCGACAUCUAGCAUCGAGUAGCGGAAUUAUCAGUACUGCUACUUGACAAUAGAUGUAGCACCGACCGAAAAGUCUAAUGCUCAACAAUUUUCAGCUAAUAUUAUAACCGGAUUAACCGGAACUCUAUUUCCAACUCCUUCCGCUUCUAAUAUUAAUUGUAAAUUGUUGUUCAGUACAAUUUCCGUCAUUCGCGACACACGUGACAUCUAGUGUCGAGUAGCAGUACUGAUAAUUCCGCUACUCGAUGCUAGAUGUCGACAACGAAAAUAAUAGUCCUUUUGGUACCAAAACUGAUGUAUGGAGUGAGCACUCUAUGCUUACUAUAUUUCUCUAUGGUAGGGCUGAUUUGUCUUUACGUCACAGAUACUACAUAAACUAGACGUAGAAAAUAAUCGAAAAUCUGUCGAUAGUCAUCGCAGUUGGUUAGGGCGAUCACUGGUGCUAUUCAUCGCAAGUUCUUACUUGAUGCGGUGAAUUUUUUCCUAAAUCUUUCAAUAAUAACAUAAUCAUUUUAGUGACUGGGAUAUAAAAGCAGAGAUGACCUUAUGACAACCAGUAGUAUCAAGCUUUUAAAGGGUCGAUCAAUUUUUUCUUGUUAUUUUGUUCCGUAAGCCAAAACGAGUAUGUGUAAGUUGGUUGUGAUGUGACUUGUUCCCUAAUAGAUGGUGUAAUAUUAAGCUUAUACUUUUACAGAAGCCUACUUUGACAAAAUUACUACAAAAAAUUGUGUUUACUAAAAAAAAAACCUGUGAAUUCAUGGUUUUAAACCAGUUGGAAGACGAAACACAAUGGGUUAUAAGAAAAAAUAAUCGAUCCAUUUAAUGAGAUUUAAAACUUAGAACUUCAUUGUAGAUGACGCCACUGUUAAUAAGAAAUUUAAUAACAGUAGCGACAUCUGUUACCAAAGCGCCAAAAUUAGUGAAAUCCCAAAUACGUCAUUAGAACGUGUGAAAUUAAAUCGAUUUUGGUAAUUUUGGGACUUAGGUAAGGCCAAAGUGUCUCUUAGUUUGAUUUUGGAAAAGUGAUAACUUGAAUCUUUAUAGGCAUCAUUUUUCUUGUUGGUGAGCUAAAAUUGAGAAUAUUUUUUAGAUUUAGGCCGAUUUGUAAAGUAAAAAAUUAAUACGAAAUUCAUCAUAUCAUCAUCAUAGGCCUUUUCGUCUAUUGCAGACGAUUUAUGGUGUAACACCGGAGAAACACGAAAUUAUAGCGUGAAAUAUUACUUACAUACCUUUAUGUACUAAUUGUUAUUUAUUUCAUUAUUCUUAAUUUUAGCUGAACCAUACAGUAUUCUACCACACUUUAGACAGCAACCAAAUAUGUUCGAAUACAAUUGUAGUACUUAAUAGUACCAUUUUAGUUCUGUACGCUUUGUCAUAGACAAUUUUUAUUUAUUUGGAGUUUUAGAUGUAGACCAUAGACAGUAAAUCAGCCAAUUAUUUUUUGUUAUGUAACAAUUGUGUCAAAAAUGUACCGCUAAAUAGUUUCCAUGUGUCGACAAUAAUUUGAAAUCAUGUAUUUAUUUUACCAUUUUUGUAUUAAAUUUUCACUAAUUUAUUUCUGUAGAUAUUAUUUAGACAAUUUGUAAAAAAAUGAAAAUUGAAUAGCCUUUAUCGUCUGCUUUGUCACUGAUCUUACAAUAAACCUUAUGCUUUAUAUUUUAAGGUCGAAUAUUGACUAGCAAAGAUCUGUUAUGAGGCAUUCGAAAAUUUAAGUACAAGAUGUAAUUAUAAAAUAGAAUUUCAGUUACCGCUGUGUAAGUAGAUAAUAUUUAUUUAUUUCAAUUGUUUUAAUAUUGGAAAUAAAAGCCAGUAUUAUA
Messenger RNA from Cydia splendana, 3512 nucleotides. RefSeq names its product isocitrate dehydrogenase [NAD] subunit gamma, mitochondrial-like (gene Idh3g). The record is from RefSeq and is a predicted model, not a curated record. Gene Ontology annotation, biological process: tricarboxylic acid cycle; isocitrate metabolic process. Lineage: Eukaryota; Metazoa; Arthropoda; Insecta; Lepidoptera; Tortricidae. Gene Ontology annotation, cellular component: mitochondrion. The transcript is spliced from 7 exons. The coding region runs from base 117 to 1295 and encodes 392 amino acids.